This is a messenger RNA of Colletotrichum godetiae, 280 nucleotides long. RefSeq lists its product as uncharacterized. The coding region runs from base 8 to 217 and encodes 69 amino acids. The transcript has a single exon. The record is from RefSeq and is a predicted model, not a curated record. NCBI's taxonomy places the organism in Eukaryota, Fungi, Ascomycota, Sordariomycetes, Glomerellales, Glomerellaceae.
GUUCGAGAUGAUAGGCGCUCUGGCAACUCGAACAAGAAAUAAGCUGAGUGCGGCAGUCGCGCUGAAUGGUUUGGCAGCUGAUGCCGUUCUUGUAAGACGGGCAGUAGACGAAAUCGGACUGAGACGAACUGAUGGUGCGGCCGCACUGACGGCACUUGGUGACAUGGAGGACGUAGUUGCACAUGAUUGCGAUGUAGAGCGAUUUGUAACUUUCUGAGUACGAGUGAUGAUUGAAGCUGAUGGUGUCGAGUGGUGUGCGGUUUGCAGAGCGAUAAGAAGU